ACUAUGAAAGGAACAAUGUCGUCUGUGCUUUGAGAGGAUUGCUCCUCCUCCUCCUCCCACUCCUCACCCACUCUCCUGUGUAGAUGGGGUAUAAAGACCUCUUCUCUUCGACACUCUGCCUGGAGACCCUCAACUUGUCCUACUUCAUUCAUCACUGAUCCUUUUCUUUCUGGAUUUUCCCCGUGACUUAAGUUGGUACCAGACACUGGUUGCUGCUGAGAUGCACGGUCUUCUCCUCACAUUUGUGCAUCGGCUGAAUCCAGCAGGAGUGAUGAUAUAAAGGGGUUUAGUGUUGUGAUGAGUGUGGAAGCAUGGCUUGGCUGAGCGCAAACCUCAGUAACGUGACUGUUGACGUCUCGGUGAGUGAGGAUGAGCCGCGGGACGAGCGCCUGGCUCAGGUGGAAAUAGUUCUUCUCUCCAUCAUCUUCAUCACCGCGGGGAUCCUUAACGUCGGGGUUCUGUUGUUGCUGUGGAAGCGGAGGAAGCAGCUCUGCAGGAUGCGCGUCUUCGUCUUCCACCUCUGCGUCGCGGACCUGGUGGUCACAUUCUUCCAGGUCUGUCCGCAGCUCAUAUGGGACAUCACGGACCGAUUCGUGGGUCCCGAUGUGCUCUGUCGAGCAGUGAAGUACCUACAGGUGGUCGGCAUGUUUGCGUCUACUUACAUGAUAGUGGUGAUGACCAUAGACCGAUAUCAAGCCAUUUGCAAACCUAUGGUGACGUUCCAGAAGCGCAGGGCGCGCUGGAAUGGCCCCGUGUGCGCCGCCUGGUGCGUCUCUCUGGUCGGCAGCCUCCCGCAGGUGUUUAUCUUCUCUCGGGUGGAGGUUGCUCCGGGUGUGUACGACUGCUGGGCGCAGUUCAUCAAGCCGUGGGGUCCUAAAGCCUACGUGACCUGGACCACGCUGGUGAUUUUUGUGCUGCCUAUUAUCACGGUGAUCGUGUGCCAGGUGCGCAUCUGCCGCACCGUGCACCAGAGUUUUUCCACGAAGGCGCAACACGUCGGAGAGACGCUCAACAAGACGCUGUCCUCCAGAGCCAGCAGCGUCGCAGGAGUGUCCAAGGCCAGGGCCAAGACGGUGAAGAUGACCGUGGUCAUUGUGCUCACCUACAUCAUCUGCUGGACGCCUUUCUUCACCGUGCAGCUGUGGUCGGUGUGGGACGCAGCGGCACCCACCCAGACUGCGACCUUCACCAUCCUGAUGCUGCUGGCCAGUCUGAACAGCUGUGUUAACCCCUGCAUCUACCUGCUGUUCAGCGGGAUGCUCCCCAAGCGACUGGUGACCGUGAUGUGCACGAGUGAGCCCGAGCUGAAGGACUCCAUGCAGGAGGACGCCACCAUGGUCAGCUCCCUGUACAUCAGCCUGAAGGGCCUGUCAGUCAACAGAUAGAAGCUGAGAAGCUCCAGGACACACAUCCCACAGCAGCAGUACUGGAGGGUUCCAACUGUGUGAGGUUGGACUUCUGAGACUGCAAAAUGUAAAUGCAGAAAAUGAAAAAACAAACAGAAAAGAAACACUGUCAAAUAACAGGCAGCAUAAAAAAAUAAUAAUUGUUGAACAUCGUUUUUGUUGAAUUUCUGUUUUUUGACUCAGAUGUGUAAUUGUGCUGUCAAAUAUAAAUAGACUUAUAUGUCUUGUGUAUUUAUAUAUUUAUAUAUGUAUAUAUAAUCAUAGUGUUUCUGUACGACACAGGUAUGUUUUGCUGUGUUAAUAAACUGU
Molecule: messenger RNA, 1715 nt
Organism: Cynoglossus semilaevis (tongue sole)
Lineage: Eukaryota; Metazoa; Chordata; Actinopteri; Pleuronectiformes; Cynoglossidae
Gene: avpr2b.1
Product: arginine vasopressin receptor 2b, tandem duplicate, 1
Exons: 2
Coding region: 312-1385 (357 amino acids)
Biological process (GO): positive regulation of vasoconstriction; cellular response to hormone stimulus; regulation of systemic arterial blood pressure by vasopressin
Cellular component (GO): plasma membrane
Molecular function (GO): peptide binding; vasopressin receptor activity
Source: RefSeq, a predicted model, not a curated record